AUGUAUGUUAAAAUCAAGUCACAUAUAUUAAAAUAUUUGAAGUUCUUCUCAAAAUGGUGGACAUACUUUAAAUCUCGCGACUUAGAUAACUUAACUAAUUUUAUUCAAUCAUAUCUCGAAUCAAGCGGAAUUCACGGUUUAUUUUUCUUAGUUUACCGACGUUUAGUAAUUAUUGAAAGAUACUUCUGGCUACUUCUUGUGAUUAUUUCAACAUAUAUUUGUAUUAAAAUUGGACUGCAAUCUGUGGAUCGUUUCUAUACAAAAAGCACAGUAGUUGGUCUCGAACGAGAUUACCAUCAAUGGAAUACGACAAUGCCAGCUACAACUGUUUGCCCAUUAAAACGUUUAGAUUCACAACUUUUUAAUGCUUUUUGCCGAGACCACAACAUACCGGAUAGAGAACAUGAUGAAUUGUUUCAGUUUCUUGAAUCAUUAGCAAAUUCAACUUUCAUUAACUUCAAAGAAAUAAAAGUCUACAAUCAAAUAGAUCGUAUAUUGGAUAAAUUGAAAAUAAAACCAAAGAAUUACAUGGAACUUAUAUAUAAUCUUACUGUAGACAAUACUUUUCAAAAUAUAUCGGAUAUGAAACACAUAUAUUCAAGAAUUUAUGGCUCAUCGGGUGAUGGAUUUUUACAUUCACGACAGAUUCUAACGGAAUAUGGUCUAUGCUACAAUUUAAAUACUCUUCUUGAUACAAGUUAUUCGGCUACGUACUUUAUCUUCGGUAAACAUCCAGAAGUCCCCAAAAAAGGUCGGAAUUUUCUAAGCUCUAAGUGGGGUAACUACUUUGAAGAGGAAAUGAUUUACAAUUUUGAGGGAUUUAUAAGUACACCGAUAGAUACAUUUAUUCACAGUCCUUUCGAAGUAAUGCAAGUUGAUCACAAUAUGGGCUACACUCUGGACCCAAUGACAUAUGAAGUGGAAUGUUUAGAAAUUAUAACAGAGGUUGGAUUUAAAACGGGAGCUAGUAUUUCACAACGACAAUGCCGUUUUCUACAUGAGUCGAACCUAACGCAUUUCCCAAUUUAUACUAAAAACUUAUGUCUACAAGAAUGCCGCUUAAAUCUGAUAUACAAGCUAUGUAAAUGUAUACCACACUUUUACCCAAAUCGCGUUUCUAACCCAAAACCAGUGUGUGAUUAUAGAACCCUGCGUGAGUGCCUGCCUAAAUAUGAAACUGUUUUCCUAAAACUGCAUGGCUACAAUGAGAGUGGUCGCUACGAAGAUGUUCAGUGUUACUGCUUGGAAAACUGUAGAGAUAUAUUGAUAAGCAAAGGCAGAACAAUCGAAAUGUUUGGAGAAGCUACCUUAAUGCUUGACAGCGUGGGUAUUAUUAUUUCUAUGACAAACCGUCCAACAUCUCGUUUAAUACGGCAAAUAAUAUUUUCUUUAACUGACUUAUUAGUCGCUAUUGGAGGAACUGCAGGACUUUUUCUUGGCGUCAAUGUUUUGGGAAUAAUCGAGAUAAUAUACUAUUUUACAUUGCAUUUGUUUUGGCAUUUACGAGGCUACAAAUAA
This is a messenger RNA of Teleopsis dalmanni, 1518 nucleotides long. RefSeq lists its product as uncharacterized. The transcript is spliced from 9 exons. Lineage: Eukaryota; Metazoa; Arthropoda; Insecta; Diptera; Diopsidae. Gene Ontology annotation, molecular function: ligand-gated sodium channel activity. The record is from RefSeq and is a predicted model, not a curated record. Gene Ontology annotation, biological process: sodium ion transmembrane transport. The coding region runs from base 1 to 1518 and encodes 505 amino acids. Gene Ontology annotation, cellular component: membrane.